Molecule: messenger RNA, 1984 nt
Organism: Formica exsecta
Lineage: Eukaryota; Metazoa; Arthropoda; Insecta; Hymenoptera; Formicidae
Exons: 2
Coding region: 52-1038 (328 amino acids)
Source: RefSeq, a predicted model, not a curated record
ACUGUUUUAAACAAGUUUUAAUCAAGCAGUUUUAAACACAUUGUUUAAAAUAUGCCAACCCUGAUUUCUGCAUUGGAGUUUAUCCUAGCGAUUAAAUUUGUUUUGAACUCUACGUUCUUUACGUUUAAUGGAACAAUUUAUAAACAAACUUAUGGCACGCCUAUGGGUUCCCCGUUAUCUUCCAUCAUAGCUGACAUAGUCCUUCAAGAUUUGGAAGAAAAAGCCCUUUCAACAUUGACUUUCAUUCCAUCUUUCUACUUCAGAUAUGUUGAUGAUAUCGCAAUGACUGCACCAUAUUCUUUUAUGGAUCAUACGCUUAAUGUUUUCAAUUCUUUACAUCCUAGAAUCCAAUUCACCUUGGAAAUUGCUGACAGUGAUAAAUUGAAUUUUUUAGAUAUCUCAAUACUUCUAAUUAACAACCGCUUAAUUACUGACUGGUUCCAUAAGCCUACCUUUUCAGGUCGAUACCUCAAUUUUCUCUCUCAACAUCCGACAUGCCAAAAAAGAGGUACCAUUAUUGGCCUUGUGGAUAGAGCUUUCUUACUUUCACACCCACAAUUUCACCAAAAAAAUUUUGACUUUAUCAUAAAAAUUCUCCUGGACAAUAACUAUCCUUUAGAUUUCAUUUUUCAGACAAUUUUUAACCGCCUCAAAUUUCUGAUCUCUAGUAGGGGCCUUUCAAUUGACGAGGAGAAUGUCAACAAGAAGAUUGUCUCCUAUUUUACAAUCCCUUUCGUCCAUACCAUCUCGCAUAAAUUUAAAAACAUCAUAAAAGAUCUUGACGUUAAGCUUUCUUACUGUAGUCUUAAUAAAUUGUCAUGCUUUAUUAGGAUACAUAAAGACGUCCUUUCCAGUGCAUCGUGCACUAAUGUCAUCUAUAUGAUCAAUUGUGCAGACUGUGAUGCCUUUUAUAUAGGUCAGACAGGCAGGAGAUUACAGACGAGAGUCGGGGAACACCGCAACCACAUACGUAGAAAUACAACAGUUGGUUCGAUGAUUACCGAUCAUAGAUUAGAGUUUGACCAUGAUUUUGACUAGAACCAUGUCCGGAUUUUAGACAGUGAAAAAUAUCUAAACAAACGACUGAUAUCUGAGAUGUUGUUUAUAAGGAGACAAAUUAAUGGUCUGAAUUUACAAACGGAUACCGAGGGCUUGCACCAGACAUAUAUAACUGCGUUGGAUAAACUCCCCAACAUUUAAUGCAUAAGAUAAUCUUUGUGAUUAUUUUCAAGACGCGUUUUGAUUUCUUCCAUCCCGAUAUAAAUACAUAUUCGAUCGUGUAACGAGUUGUUGUGUUUACUCUUAUGUCACCGAGGACCAGUGACCUAGCACUGUAUACACACAAGUUUAAAGUCUCGUGAAACAUCUUAUUGUUAGAGAUAACUUGGUCUUUAAAGUAUCGUGGAUAAAUAAUUGUUUCGCGUCAUAUACUCAUUAUUGUGAUAGAUCUGUUGCAUUUGUAUAUAUUGAUUCAGCAGUCGUUCGUCGGUGAUCAAUCACUGGCUCAUCUACCCUACAUACAGGAUGGACAGAGAGAUAGGAAACUGGCCGCGCGUGUAAAUCGAUCAUGUUCGAGACAAGCAGACUGGAUAAAGAUGGAGAUUGUGGAGACCGCUAACAAGUGUAAGAGCGAUUGGAAGUCCAGCGUAUGACCCCCGGUAAACAACGGUGUUUCGCAAGAUAUAAAAAACACGCGCGAAGAUCCAGGAAGAAGAAGAACGUGCGUGAGUGCGUGUGAAUCGAUCCGCUUGCGCGAGAGACAGACGGAUGAGACAGGGUCGCACUGAGAGGGAUGGGACCCGAUGCUAAAUUAAAGGGCGACGCGCGGCGGACGCGAAGGCGGAUGUGCCUCGAGAGUAAAACAGGAUGGCAGGGUAGAGGGAAGGGUAAAGAUAGGUGGCUAACUCUCUGCGUUAGAUAGGUAGGUGAGAGAAAGAUGCGAGGGUUAGCUCGCGGAUCAAAGCACGUGGCUCUGUUCUCGGCU